AUGUCUACAUCCGUCGGAGUCAACGUCCUCCGAUGGUCCGCCCUCGGAUUCGGUGUCUUCUACGGCGCCUACCACCAAUUGUCCCUCAGCGCUGCGGAUAGGGCAAAGGCCAUGCAAAAGGAAUGGGAGCGCAAGGAGAGGUUAAUCAAGGAGGCCAAGCAACAGUGGGCAAAGGAGCACCCGUCAGAACAGCCAAAGUCGUCAGGAGUCAGCGCAGACCCUAACGACCCCAACGCCGACCUGAACGUGCUGUUGGGCAUAACCGACAAGGCUUAA
Messenger RNA from Plenodomus lingam JN3, 276 nucleotides. RefSeq lists its product as uncharacterized. The record is from RefSeq and is a predicted model, not a curated record. NCBI's taxonomy places the organism in Eukaryota, Fungi, Ascomycota, Dothideomycetes, Pleosporales, Leptosphaeriaceae. Gene Ontology annotation, molecular function: proton transmembrane transporter activity. Gene Ontology annotation, biological process: proton motive force-driven ATP synthesis.